This is a messenger RNA of [Torrubiella] hemipterigena, 1050 nucleotides long. NCBI's taxonomy places the organism in Eukaryota, Fungi, Ascomycota, Sordariomycetes, Hypocreales, Clavicipitaceae. The record is from the annotation of a GenBank genome assembly.
AUGCAAGGUCUCAUUUUUCUUAUUACUUUAUUAGCUUCCCAAGCUGCCGCGAAAUGCGUCAAGGAAGGCGUUAAAUGCACAAAGAAGCAAUGGCAGGACAUCGUCACUCAUUGUGAGUGCAACUCUGGUACCCUGAUGAUUUGCGGUCAGGUGCCGUUGACGAAUAACUACCACUGGUCUCAUUUUGUCGUCUGUAAGAAGCCCAAGAAGGGUCUUGCCUGUCUUAAUGACCACUGCGCGUUAUGUGAUGACCCCAAAAUCUGCCCCAAAAACAACAAGCUUAAGCGCAGUCUUGAUCGCCAAGCCAUCGAUGAAUUCCUUGCUAGGGUUGCUGCCGGAGAUCCAGAGGCGAUUGCACAGCAGCAGUCGGGCGAAUGGAUGGGUGUGGCUGCUGCUCUCCCUGCUGCCUCGGAGAGGCAGGCUAGUAUUCGAUCACGACCCGUGGGCUUGACCAACAGGGCCGUGAGCACUCUUUCAGGCAGCUGGUCCGGAAUUGUUCAGAACGGACAAGGCUUCAACUACAUUACCGGUACCUCUACCGUUCCAACUGUUUCCGGAACCAAGCACUCUGGUGCUGCUUUUUGGGUCGGUCUCGAUGGUACCGGUUCUUGGGAGUCCCUUAUGCAGGCCGGUGUAGCGACGGACUCGGAUGGAACCACCUUUGCUUGGUAUGAGUGGUUCCCUCAGUUGUCCCACAAGUAUGAUGACCUCGCCGUCAAACCUGGAGAUGUCAUCCGACUUACAGUGGAUGCGUCCUCCACCACUGGGGGCAGCACCACAACCGAGAAUCUGACGACUGGAAAGAGUGCUUAUCACACCUUCACCGACGGCCCUGGACCUCUGUGCCAAAAGAGCGCUGAAUGGGUCGUGGAGAGUUACCGUAGCUUGGCCAACUACGGCAACGUAACAUUCAGCAAUGCUGUUGCAAAGAGCUCUGCUGGGAUAGUCAGCGGUAAGGGUGAUGAGAGCUACGAGCUUCAGCAGGGCGGCAAGAUUGUGAGCAAGUGCUCUGGUAGCAAUGGCGAUGUUGUCUGUCAAUAUCAGAGUUAA